This is a messenger RNA of Trichoderma reesei QM6a, 1605 nucleotides long. RefSeq names its product phosphatidylinositol polyphosphate phosphatase. Gene Ontology annotation, biological process: phosphatidylinositol dephosphorylation. NCBI's taxonomy places the organism in Eukaryota, Fungi, Ascomycota, Sordariomycetes, Hypocreales, Hypocreaceae. The record is from RefSeq and is a predicted model, not a curated record. The transcript has 2 exons. Gene Ontology annotation, molecular function: phosphatidylinositol-4,5-bisphosphate 5-phosphatase activity. The coding region runs from base 1 to 1536 and encodes 511 amino acids.
AUGACGGACUCGACGCUGGACCUGCUGGUCCUGACGUUCAACUGCGCCGCAAAGCUCGUCAACGUGCCCGAGUUUGCGCGCCAUCUGCGGACUGCGCUGGAGCGGGAGGCGGCCGAUCUGCCAGAGGUGGUUGUGCUGUCGUUACAAGAGGUGGCUCCCCUGAGCUAUGCCUUCAUUGGGGAUUACUUCCUCAAGCAGUAUUUUGAGCGGUUCGGAGAGGCGCUCAAUCUUGCGGCCUCGCUUCAUCUACAGACGGGAAAUCAUCAGGAUGCCUCGGCUACUUCUUCCACCUCCUCCCUCCCUCUUGUGCAUACAUCACCGUCAAACGGAGGCAGGAACCACUUCACGCUCAUCAGGGCCCUCAACGUGGGAUACACGGCCAUCAUGCUCUUCGCCAGGCACCCGGACCGGCUGACCAACAUCCAAGCGGCCGAGGUGGGCUUCGGCGUCGCCGAGAUGGGCAACAAGGGGGCCGUCGGCCUGAGGGCGCUCUACGAGGCGGGCAACGGGGAGUCGACGGAGCUGACGUUUGUGUCGACGCACCUGGCGGCCAUGGAGUGGAAUCUGCCGCGGAGGAACGCCAACUGGGGGGCCAUUAUGCGCGGGCUGACGUUUGAGGACCCGGAGGAGGUGCUGAGCCGCAUGAGGAGGGACGCAGCGUCGAGGAGCCAGAGCCGGUCGUUGUCGUCGUCGUCCGAGGAGGGGGACGCCUCUGAGCAGGCGCGGCUGCUCAGGGAGGAGCAUCACGAGCAAGAUCUUCGGCUGCAGCAGCAUUUCCACAACCUGUCCGUCUUCAAGCCGUCGUCUCACCUGUUUGUCGCCGGAGACCUCAACUACCGCAUCUCGACCACCUCCCCGACGCCUUACUCGGCGUUUCCCAACUUGGAUCCGGGAUCGGAGAACUAUUACACAAACUUCUUGCACCUGGACCAGCUGACUCGCGAGCGACUGGCCGGCCGGACCCUCCACGGCCUUUCAGAGAGCCCGGUGACGUUCCCGCCUACGUACAAGUACGUCGUGGACUCCAAGGCGCCUCCCGCCGGCGACGGCGACGACGGGGAUGGGGAGGAGGAGGAGGAGGAGGAGGUCAAGUGGGUGUUCGCCCCGCACCGGUAUCCCGGCUGGACGGACCGCAUCCUCUUCCUGGAGCUGCCGCCGUGGGUCGACGCCAAGAUGAGGGUCCGCGCCUACGACGCCCUGCCCGUGAUGCGAACCAGCGACCACCGGCCCGUGUUCCUGCGCGUGGAUGUGCCUCUGGUCUCGCCCGCCGACCUCGCGCCCCCGGCCGCCGUCCGCGAGUCUGCUGCCGGCGCUGGAUCCGCCUCGCCGGGGGCAAGCAACGGCGUCGACCCGCGCGUGAGGCUGCCGGUGGAGAUUGACCCGGAGGCCUGGGAGCGCCGAGCGGCUGGCCGGAAGCGCGAGAUUGCUGCCGGGUGGACCAUGUUCCUCGGGAGCACGAGACAGGGGGCCUUGAUUCUGGGGACGCUGCUGGCGGCGACGGCUGGGGGGUACUGGCUUUUCCGAUCUUCUUCUUAGGUUGGGGGAACGGGAGACGCUCGUGAUAAUGUCUGAGUGGGCUGAAGAUUCUUUAUAUCUCUUGUACAU